CGGCCUCGCGGCUCCCGCACGUCGCUCCGCCGCCCUCGGAGCCCUGCGCCGCCGCCAUGUCUUCCGGCGCCAGCGUGAACGCCCUGCAGCGCCUGGUGGAGCAGCUCAAGCUGGAGGCCGGCGUGGAGAGGAUCAAGGUCUCGCAGGCAGCUGCAGAGCUUCAACAGUACUGCAUGCAGAAUGCCUGCAAGGAUGCCCUGCUGGUAGGUGUUCCAGCUGGAAGCAACCCCUUCCGGGAGCCCAGAUCCUGUGCUUUAUUCUAAAGGCGGUAAGGAAGGAGCUCACUGAGGAAUGCUUUCAGGCGCAAAGUGAUGAAUAACUAACUGCCUCCAAGUCUCAAGAAAACACUUUUCUCCAGCCAAACAACUUUUACAUAUUUCAGACCUUUCCUUACCUAUUUCAGAUCCUUCAGAUCCUUUUCUUUCCCAGAAUUUCAGCCAAAAUUCUAUAGAAAUUGGUGAGUUUCUACUCAGAUAAGGAAACGGAGUGAGGGGAAGACUUUAGAUAAUAAUGGCCAGACUUUUGGUAAAAUGCUUUUAUAUUUAAGACAAAAAUGUUACCACCAAAUACACCUCUUUCAUAAGUGAAUUACUGGUGUUUCUAUACCUGGAAUAUUAUGUUUGUUUUAUUUACUGGAUGUUUACAUUUUGGGAAGGCAAACAUUUUUGUUUGUUAAAAAAUUAUUUGUAAUUUGUUGUUCCUAAGAUUUUUAUACCAUAACAAAACUUGUUCUUUUCUCAUGAAUUUGCAGUUUCUAAAUAAGACAAGCAAGUAUAAAACUGGGGGAGAACAGACUUUAUUAAUUAAAUUAUGUCUUGAUUUUUCUAAACGAGAGGACUAUUUGUAACACUAAAUAUGGGAGCUAUUUCUUAACAAACUUGUUUGGAAAGAUUCAUGUUAUGUUGUGUAUUAGAUUGCUCCAUCUUGUGUAUGAAGCAGAUUUGGUCUUUGUCUUAAGUUCCUCUACUUUAUAGUUGUGGAUGUACUUUGUUAAAAAAAACCAACAACACACACACAGAAACCUACAUUUCAUGUCUUUAAAAAAUGUUUAAAUGUUAUCUUCGGAACAUUGCAAAUGAUUAAAAACAAAAUAAUGUGAAAAUA
Canis lupus familiaris (dog) is the source of this 1104-nucleotide messenger RNA. RefSeq names its product G protein subunit gamma 10 (gene GNG10). Gene Ontology annotation, molecular function: G-protein beta-subunit binding. The record is from RefSeq and is marked validated. Gene Ontology annotation, cellular component: heterotrimeric G-protein complex. Lineage: Eukaryota; Metazoa; Chordata; Mammalia; Carnivora; Canidae. Gene Ontology annotation, biological process: G protein-coupled receptor signaling pathway.